CAGACUAAUGUAAUGUCUUAUGUGCUCCUGUCAAAUUCAAGAAAGAUAAAAUCUACAAGGAUACUAAAUUAAAAAAGAAUGCGAUCUCUGUUUUAUAAAUCAUUGCUGCCAUCCGCCCCCCAAACGUGAAGGACGGAAGCUGUCUUGUUAAAACGGUGCCGAAAAAAGAGCAUAAAGUCUUGAAGCUUGGAUGUGAAUUAAACUAACUCAAUGAUUUAUCUUUUUUUUUACACUAUAGGCUUAAGCCUAAAAAUGGCACCAAACACCAGCCUUUCCUACUUAGUGAGAAAAUCCACGCUAACCUUGCAGAAAGGCAGGCGCCACUUCCACGGGUGCCGCUAGCCUGCCGCGGCGCCGCCGGCAGUGCCACAGCUCCGAGGGAAGCCUGCCGGCCCGGGCUGGCGGCCGCGCAGGGGCCGCUCGGCGCUCUCACAGCCCAUCGGUGUGCGGCUGCCCUGGCUUUCCCUCACGCACCACCCGUGUGGCAGUCCCGCCUGACUCACGGGCAUUACGCCGCGGGGAUUUACUAACAGGCUCCACAGCCAGCGACGGCCGCGGGCGUGGGAGCUGCAGAGCAGCCCCUCCGCCCGCCCGGAGCCCGCCGUUUGCUGGGCAUGACCCGGCUCACCCCCACCCCGCCACGGGGCGGUGGGGCGGCCCGAGGGGCGGCGAAACGCGAGUGGGUCUGUGGGCGGCAGCCGUCUCCCUCAGGCCGCGGGGGCGGGAGGGUAACGGCCAGCGCGCGCGGCCACAUGCCCAGCCGCCACCCGCCGUGGCCACGCGCGGGCACCGGCCCCCCCGCGCCCCCUGCCCGGCUCCCAGGGCAGGCAGCGCACGCGCACAUGCGCCCCCACCGGCUCCCCGCGUGCACGUGCGCGGCCCGCUGCGGGCUCCUCUCGCCGCGGCGCCUGGGUGCGGGUGCCGCGGCCACGCGAGACCGCGUCACGCGGAGCCACCCGGCCCCGCAAGGCCAGGGGCGCGCUUCCACGCGGCGGUCGCCUGCGGCGAGCGCGCCCCAUCGCGGUGCCCGUCGCGGUCCCCGUCCCGCCCGGUCGUGUCCCCGAGCUGUGGCCCACGUGCGCCGUGCCCGCCGCGCCGCCCGCGGGCGCUGGGGGACGGGGUGUCGGCCGGCCCCCGGUGGCGGGGCUGCCCGCGCGGCGCCGAGUGGGCGGCGGGGCGCGCGCGGCGGGGGCGGGGGAUCGCGGGGUCUCCAGUGGGAACCGCGCGUUCCCUGUGGCAGCGCCGGGGAGGGCGGGGGGUGGGGAGGAGGGGGAGGGGGGAGAGCGGCCUGCUCCUCCCCCCUCCCCUCCUGCCUCUGCCCCUGGCCCGGGGCGGCGGGUGGCGCUGGCCGCGGCGGCUCGGGGCUCAGUGUCCUUGUGCGGAAAUGACACACGGUCCCGUCACGUCACGCGAGAGCGCAGCGCGCGGACCCUCGCACACAAAGAGCCGGGGGGAAACGCGGGCACCAGCGGCGGCCGCUGCAGCCGCCCGCGCCGUCCCGGGGCUCUCGUGCCCCACGCGUGGAGCUGAGGUGAGUGCUGGCAUCCCCAGGCUCCGCUGCGUGGCACCCAGCAGUGGCUGAGCACAGGUACCUGUACAGUACCAGCACUAGUAGCUAUCAAGGCAGUUUAGAUGGGAAGUGAAAUAGAAGAUGAAUUCAGCUGAAAUCACUGAUGAUGAUGAAGUAAAAAUUCCUAAAAAAAAUGUUGUGAAAGUAGAAACAGAAAAUGAAGAUGAAGCUCUAGACUGCUCGGUAACAUCCAGAUCUGCUGAGAAACACUCACUGGAUGGCGCAGUUACUUGCCUACAGGAUUCCAACAAGCGGAAACAGACCUCACUUGGUUGUGAUGGUUCAGGGAGCCAGCAAGAUGUCUUACCCGGUGUGAAGAAAAGACGCUUUACACAAGAGGGCCCGCUUUCAAACAUGAAGAACAGAGAUGCUGGCUCACCCACUCAGGUAAAUGCAGAGCAGCCAAACAAGAACAAGAAUCCUAAUGUAACGUGGCUCUGUGAAGAAGAAUCCUUCAGUGACAUAACCACUCUGUCUUAUAAAAAACCUCUCUAUGGCAUCUCACACAAAAUCACGGAGAAGAAGAACCCACCAGGAGCAGAGCAGUUCACUUCCUACGAGUUGUUUGAAAAAAUCAACCCCAGCAGCCCCUCGCAUCUUCGGACUUUGAACGAUCAACGCAAAAGGGACUCGGCUGCAGCCAUUGCCAUAACAGGGGCCACCGCAGAUUCUGACCCAAAUAUAUAUUCUUUGAUACAGAAAAUGUUUUACACGCUUAACACCCUCAAUACCAAUAUGACUCAGCUUCACAGCAAAGUUGACCUGUUGUCUCUGGAGGUUAGCAGAAUUAAAAAGCAAGUCAGUCCAACAGAGUCGGUCGCAGACUUCAAACCUCCCCCGGAGUACCAGCUGACGUCUGCCGAGCUCAAACAAAUCAUGGAUCAAAGCACGUCAGGCGGAGACUUGGCUUGCCGGCUGCUGGUGCAGCUCUUCCCAGAGCUCUUCAGCGACGAUGAGUUCAGCAGAAGCUGCAGCGCGUGCGGCUUUCUCAACAAGAGGAAGCUGGAAUCUCUUCAUCUGCAGCUUAUCCGUAACUAUGUGGAAGUUUGUUACCCUUCUGUGAAGAAUACGGCUGUGUGGCAGGUGGAGUGUUUGCCUCAAGUCAAUGAUUUUUUCAAUAGAUUUUGGGCUCAAAGGGAAAUGGAAAACAGUCAGCAGAAUGUGCAAUCGUCCAGUUUUUAUGAGGCAGAGCAGGUUGAAUCCUCUCAUUUUAUGGAGGAUAAAGAGCAGGAGGAAGCUUUGUCCUUGGACAGGAGUAAUGCCAUUGCCUCAGAUUACAUGCUGGAUGCUCAGGAUCUCAAUGAAUUUUUAGAUGAAGCUUCUUCGCCAGGGGAAUUUUCUGUCUUUUUGUUACAUAGAUUGUUUCCGGAACUCUUCGACCACAGAAAAUUAGCUGAGAGGUAUAGCUGCUAUGGAGACUCUGGGAAACAACUGCUGGAUCCUCAUCGGCUUCAAAUAAUCCGUAGGUACACUGAAAUUUAUUUUCCAGAUGUGCAAGAAGAAGAAGCCUGGUUGCAGCAAUGUGUUCAGCGCAUAAAUGACGAGCUUGAAAAUACAUAUAUGGAUGGAAGUGAAUGUGAUCAGAUGAGAGAUGACUGUUACGAUUCUUCUAGUCUACCAGAUGAUGUAUCAAUCAUAAAAGUGGAAGAUAGUUUUGAAUAUGAAAAACCUGGCAGACGCUCAAAAAAAAUUUGGCUUGUACCCAUAGACUUUGACAAACUUGACUUUCCCCCUCCCGAUUUUGAUGUCCCUGUCCCAGAUUACCUGUUGAACAAAGAACAGAUUAAAAGCAUAUAUGAAAGCAGUCUUUCCAUAGGUAACUUUGCCUCUCGAUUGCUUGUUCUCCUGUUUCCUGAACUGUUUACCCAUGAGAACUUACGGAAGCAAUACAACUGUAGUGGCUCUUUAGGCAAGAAACAGCUCGACCCCACUAGAAUUAAAUUAAUUCGACAUUAUGUGCAGAUACUGUACCCCAGAGCAAAGAAUGACAGAGUGUGGACAUUGGAGUUUGUUGGGAAGCUUGAUGAGAGGUGUCGGCGAAGGGACACGGAGCAAAGGCGCACAUACCAACAGCAGCGGAAAAUCCACGUGCCAGGGCCCGACAGGAGGGAGUUUCUCAGCUAUGCAAUAAACCCCGAGAGGUUUCGAGAAGAAUUCGAAGGGCCACCACUGCCACCGGAAAGAAGCAGCAAGGAUUUUUGCAAGAUACCACUCGAUGAACUUGUUGUUCCUAAUCCAGACUUCCCUGUGCCUUCUCUGUAUUUGCUGUCUGAUAAGGAGGUAAGAGAGAUAGUUCAGCAGAGCCUGUCGGUCGGCAACUUUGCUGCCCGGCUUCUCGUAAGACUCUUCCCUGAACUCUUUACUCCGGAAAAUCUCAGACUGCAAUACAACCAUUCAGGUGCUUGUAACAAAAAACAGCUCGAUCCUAUCAGACUGAGACUGAUCCGUCAUUACGUGGAGGCGGUUUACCCCGUGGAGAAAAUGGAAGAAGUGUGGCAUUAUGAAUGUAUACCCAGCAUUGACGAAAGAUGCCGGCGUCCUAACAGAAAAAAGUGUGAUAUACUGAAAAAAGCAACAAAAGCAAAAAAAGUGACAGACUCUUUAAAUUCCUAAGACUUUGACCACUAAAUUAUUGUCAGGAUUAUGCUUUGGUUUGGACUGAGGGGCCUGGUGGGAGCUGAGGGUGCUCAGCAUCUAGGACGGUCAGGCACUGAGGUUGUUGCCUUUUAAUGCGUGUGUUGUAUCUUGUGGGCACGGCAGCAGUGGGAAGUGGCUUUACUACAUCUGUACGUGGGCAAAGACCAUCAGUCACCGGUGACAGAGCAACCAGUGGCUCGCUAAGAGUGUGAUUUUCACCGGUGCAAAUACAUGUGGUUAAACUGUAGUACUCCACUCCCCAUUUCUGCAUCUUCUUUUUUGAUCACUUUCUAAUAGUAAAGAAUUUUUUUUUUAAGUCAUUCUGCUCUUCAGGGGCAAUUUUUCAUUAUACCCUUAGAAACAGCCUUGUUAGUUAAUUUGGAGUUUGAAAUUUAAAGUUAAUUUAAAUUUGAAAGUGCCAUGUUCAUUGGAAAUCAUUGGAACAUUAGACUUUUCUUCUACAGUAACUGCAGCUUCACAUUUGUUUUGUUCUUGAUGAUAUUGAGAUACUGAAAAUAAUAAUACUGUGUCAAAGAAUGGGUCAGAACGGUGUAAUUUGCGUUUUUUGACUGUUACCCAGGUUUUAUUUCUAAAACCAAGAAUUAAUUGUUGAAUAAUUGAGAUGUGAGCAUAGACACAAUGUGAUUUUUGUUGGGUUUUUUUUAAUUUUAUUUUUUUUAAAUAUUGACACCACAAGCCUGAUCCUGCCCCUGUGAGUUCUGUUUGUGUUUUGUCCAGUGUCACUGGCGUGACUGGCUCGUCUGAAUUAAGCCAGCAGAACAGAUCCAAGCCUAUACCCGUGGAAUGUCUUGCCAUUGCCUGCUUGCCACUCGUUUGUAAAAUAACAAAGACAACAACAAAAAGACCUGAUACAAGAACUUAGAAAAAUUCUAGACCUUACUCUCUAUCAAAAUCAUGACUCCAAAGGUUUCCAGUAUUCAUAUUGAAUUGCAUAUGUAACAAGUAUGUGCAAAGACUGGGUUUGUGAUGGAAUUAAGUGUUUUGAGGUUCCCAUGUAUGAGCUGUGGUAAUGUAACUUAUUAUUUGUGUGAAUGCAGCACCAUCUGGGUAUUUCGGGUGUAAGGAUAUUGAACUCUCUCAGUUUGCCAAAUUGGUUUAGUCUAAUUAGUAUCUAUUUGUGAGUCAUAACUGUAUAUGUAUAACUUAGGUUCAUAAGGUCAAGUUUGCAUCAUUAAUAUGUUCAAGCGUAACAAAGACCACCCAGAACCCAAUGUGCAUUUGCUGUGUGAUUUGUCACUGGAGAGUGCUGCUUUAAAACUAGUUCUCUUGUUCUUUUUUUUAAUACUGAUAGUGUGAGUGAGAGUCAGACAUGAAUUUUUAAGUCAGUAAAGACAGGAAUUGCUUCCUGACUGUCGCUGGAACACCUUGGAGCAAUUGUUCAUGUUCUCUGUGGUCCUUUUUUGUUGUUUACUUAGAUGGGUCAUAGUAUCAAAUUUUAAGUCAAUUCCAGUGUAAUUUUCUAUUUUAGCAUUUGUAAGAAGUACAAAAUACUUGAUAUUUUUACUUCAGAUUUUUAGAAUUUAUUGUUCUUAGAGUCAUAUUGAUCCCUUUCUUUUAAAAGCAAAACAAAAUGUUUUCUUCUGAUGUCAAGAACUAGUAAAAGUAUUAUGGUAGGCCGGGAGUAAGUCAUAAUAGAUCGUAGCGUUUGUUCAUUUUCCCCAUAUGCUAGCAACAUUCUCAAAGAAUGUUUGAAGAAAGUGAUGAAUGUACUAAAUAAUACACUGAUACUGUUUAUAUCCAUUUAAAUGUUUCCUGUUGGUUUAAAUAGUAGCAGACUGUGCACAAAAUGGAUAUCAGAGCAAAUAUGGCUAUAAUAAAAUGAAAACAUUUUACCAAAGAUAAAGAACUGAUACCACAAUGUCUGCAUCCUAUCUUUCAUUUCAGUGCAUAAAUUUGGCAGAUUGAAUGUAUCAGAAACCAAGACUUUCUCUUGUAAUUGUAUGCUACCUAGCACCUCUGUGAAAUUUUUUACAUGCACUUUUAUGGGAGAUGUAAAAUGACAGAAAUUAUUAACAGCUACUUAAUUUGUUGUUCUGAAUGGCUGGCCAGAAGGUAAGAAAUACGUUUUCUUAUCUCAAUGUCAUACGCGUUUCACCACUUAGUGAUUUUGAAGCUCCCAGAAGAAUUCGAUAUGUAUUAAACUUUUGAACAAUUGACAGGUGUUACUAGCUAGCAUGCAAAUUGGAGACAUACUGUCUUUUACUGUAGAUGUUAACAUUAAGUCAAAAACUCAGUCCGUUUAUAUUAUCUAUGAAACAGUGAAAAAACAGUUUUCACCUUUAAAAUUACAUUUUUGAAAAUGGGCAUAGAAAGAUUUUUUAAUUGUGGUUUUUUUUUUGUCUAAUUGCUGUGUACAUUCCUUUUUUCUCACUCUUUACAACCCUUUCAUGAUUCGUUUGAUUGUAUGUUUUAUAACUGAUCUCAAGAAAAUACAGACAUAUGGACAGUGACAUAGGUCACUAAUGAAAGCUCUUGCAGUUGCAUCUGACGUACAGCCACUUCAUCCAGUUGAUCAGUCUUGUAAAUAAAUUAAAAGUAUAUUAUUUUCAUACAA
Molecule: messenger RNA, 6782 nt
Organism: Columba livia (rock pigeon)
Lineage: Eukaryota; Metazoa; Chordata; Aves; Columbiformes; Columbidae
Gene: BEND3
Product: BEN domain containing 3
Exons: 5
Coding region: 1652-4183 (843 amino acids)
Biological process (GO): rDNA heterochromatin formation; negative regulation of transcription by RNA polymerase II
Cellular component (GO): heterochromatin
Molecular function (GO): rDNA binding
Source: RefSeq, a predicted model, not a curated record